AUGGCUACUCCCACCCUCAAUUUCAUCACUUUCAAUCAAGACCACAGCUGUCUUGCUGUUGGUACCUCCAAGGGCUUUCGUAUCUACCAUACCGAUCCUUUCUCUCGAAUCUUCAGCAGCGACGAUGGCAACAUUGCUAUUAUCGAGAUGCUGUUCUCUACCUCCCUCGUCGCUCUCAUUCUUUCUCCUCGCCAUCUCAUAAUUCAGAAUACUAAGAGAGCAUCUGUCAUUUGCGAACUUACCUUUCCCUCGGCCGUCCUAGCUGUCCGAUUGAACCGAAAGCGCCUGGCGGUGGUUCUUGAGGAUGAAAUAUACCUCUACGAUAUCAGCAACAUGAGCCUCCUGCAUACGAUCCCGACUUCGCCAAACCCUUCUGCUAUAUGCGCCCUCUCACCUUCCUCCGAGAAUUGUUUCAUCGCCUAUCCGCUGCCCAAGCCUCGAGAGGAUCCCGAUGCCCGUCGGCCUGCUCACGCGCCUCCUCACUCGGCCUUUGUUGCGCCUACAUCAGGCGAAGUAUUGGUCUUCGAUACUCUUACCCUGAAAGCUGUGAACGUCAUCGAGGCGCAUCGCUCGCCGUUAUGCUGCAUCUGUCUCAAUAAUGAGGGUACUCUGCUCGCUACAGCCAGCGAGACAGGCACUAUCAUUCGCGUCUUUUCGGUACCAAAGGGCCAAAAGCUAUAUCAAUUUCGACGUGGAACCUACCCAUCCACUAUAUACAGCAUGUCAUUUAAUCUGAGCUCGACGCUAUUGUGUGUCUCUUCGACUUCAGAUACGGUUCAUAUCUUCCGACUUGGAGCCCCUCCAGGAAACAAUACACCGGCUGGGGCGCCCAUUGAAUCCCCGGGCUCACAGCGACAGGAUCGUUGGUCUCGAGCAAGGAGCUUCGAUGACCCCGAGUCCCCAGGCACCAGUGCAGGGGACUCGCCCAAGAACGAAUCUUCUGAUGUCGUUUCGUCUGGAAAUGGCGCAGGCAGCAGCAACAGCGCAGGUCAUACAAGACAGAGUGGCUCGUUCAGUAGUAUGCUCCGUCGCUCUUCUCAAAUAAUGGGCCGAGGAGUUGCUGGUGUCAUGGGGUCCUACCUACCUCAAUCCGUAACAGAAAUGUGGGAGCCUCUACGCGAUUUCGCUUAUAUCAAGAUACCAAAAUCUACAGUCCCUUCGGGGACUUCAAGGGCCCUGCGUGAUGCUCCAGGAGGUCCCUUACGAAGCGUUGUAGCGAUGAGUAGUAGCAGUCCUCAAGUAAUGGUUGUCACUAGCGAUGGCGGCUUUUACGUUUACAAUAUUGACAUGGAACAUGGCGGAGAGGGUUACCUGGUCAGGCAAUUCUCAUCAACCUUGUGCGCUGAGCGAGAUUGA
Molecule: messenger RNA, 1356 nt
Organism: Fusarium oxysporum Fo47
Lineage: Eukaryota; Fungi; Ascomycota; Sordariomycetes; Hypocreales; Nectriaceae
Product: phosphoinositide binding protein ATG18
Exons: 4
Coding region: 1-1356 (451 amino acids)
Biological process (GO): nucleophagy; protein localization to phagophore assembly site; protein lipidation
Cellular component (GO): cytosol; phagophore assembly site membrane; extrinsic component of membrane
Molecular function (GO): phosphatidylinositol-3,5-bisphosphate binding; protein binding; phosphatidylinositol-3-phosphate binding
Source: RefSeq, a predicted model, not a curated record